AUGUCCGCCGAUUCGAGCGACCGGCGAGAGGUGCUCCUCAAGAUGAACGGCGGCGGCGGCGGCGGCGGCGGAGGUUCAUCACCCAACGGGACUCCUCCUCCCGCCUCCGCUCCUGCUCCGGCCGGGAAUAUAUGGAGAGAAUCCAGCUACGAUUUUCUUGAAGGAAUGGAUAAAGACAGGAAGAAGGAGAAGCAGCCCGAGGGCGGCGACGACGGGAGCGGGAGCUACAGAUUCGAUUUCAAUCCGGCUCAGAGAGGCAAUACUACUGGAGUUCCGGAGGAUCCGACGUCGAAGCUCAUUGGACAGUUCCUGCACAAGCAGCAGGCGUCGGGGGAGUUCUGCUUGGACAUGGAUUUGGAGAUGGCGGAGCUUCAGAACGGGAACGACAACAACAACAACGACGGUCUGCAUCACCUCCGGCAUCUCGCUCCGGUUUCCGAGUCGCCUGUGUCGGUUCACCAGCGAGUCUCGUUCGAGUCGAGCGAGUCGAUUAGGAGGAGGCAGGCGAGCAGGUUCAAGGAGUCUCCAGGGAUUCAAUCGAACGCCGGGAGUCCUGCUGCUGGUGGUGAUGGAGGGGAGGUUUUGAAGUGCAGUUCUCGAGAAGGUGUUGGUUCGUUUUCUAGCCAGUCGUCGUUUAAGAGGAGGUCGAAUUUGUUCAAAGAGAAGACGAAGUCUAGAUUGAUGGAUCCACCGCAGCAGCAGCAGCCGGAGAAAUCGGGACGGAUGCCCGCCGGGAAGUCUGGGCAGUUGAAAUCUGGAUACGUAGGGAGAAGCAAUCACAUCGACGAAGAUGAAGACGAUCCGUUGCUGGAGGAGGACUUGCCUGAAGGUCUGAAGAAGGACAAGCUCGGCAUCUGGACUCUCCUUGAAUGGGUGAGCUUAAUCUUACUCAUUGCUGCACUAGUUUGUUCCCUCACCAUUCGAAUACUGAAGAGGAAGAAACUGUGGAAGCUUCCGCUGUGGAAGUGGGAAGUAAUGGUUUUAGUACUCAUCUGCGGGAGAUUGGUUUCAGGGUGGGUGAUUAGGUUCAUAGUGUUCUUCAUCGAGAGAAACUUUCUGCUGCGGAAACGAGUCCUCUAUUUCGUCUAUGGGAUCAAAAAGCCUGUGCAGAACUGUCUAUGGUUAGGGUUAGUGUUGAUAGCUUGGCAUUUCCUGUUUGAUAAGAAAGUUGAGAAGGAGACCGGAAGCAGGUUUCUUCGAUACGUGACGAAAGUUCUACUAUGCUUAGUGGUGGGAACUUUGAUAUGGCUGGUGAAGACCCUUGUAGUUAAAGUCCUGGCUUCCUCUUUCCAUGUGAGCACAUACUUCGAUCGGAUUCAGGAGUCAUUGUUCAACCAAUAUGUGAUCGAGACUCUCUCGGGUCCUCCUGUGAUCGAGAUUCAAAGGAAUGAAGAGGAAGAAGGAAGACUUUUGGCUGAGGUGCAGAAGUUGCAGAAUGCUGGUGUAGAAGUGCCUCCAGCUCUUAAGGCAGCAACAUUUCCAUCGCCUCAGCCGAGCAAGGUGAUUGGGAGUGGGAGGCUUCAGAAGAGCCCGAGAGUUGGUACUCCCAGGGGGGCUUCUGGUGCCUUCUCGAAUACGGACAAAGAGGGUGAUGAUGGGAUAACGAUUGAUCACUUGCAUAAGCUGAACCAUAAGAAUGUCUCUGCCUGGAAUAUGAAGAGGCUGAUGAAUAUAAUAAGGCUUGGGACUUUGUCGACGCUGGACGAGCAGAUAAAGGAUUCGAGCCAUGAUGAUGACGAAUCGACAACGAAGAUUCGAAGUGAAUAUGAAGCUAAGGCUGCUGCUAGGAAAAUAUUUCAGAAUGUGGCCAAGCCUGGUUCUAGAUUUAUCUACUUUGAGGAUCUAUUGCGCUUUAUGCAAGAAGAUGAGGCUACAAAGGCCAUGAGUCUCUUUGAAGGAGCUGCAGAAACUCAGAAGAUCAGCAAGUCAUGCUUGAAGAACUGGGUGGUCAAUGCUUUUAGAGAAAGAAGAGCCCUGGCUUUAACCCUCAACGACACGAAAACAGCGGUGAACAAAUUGCACCGGAUGGUGAACGUUCUUGUCGCGAUCCUGAUCGUCGUCAUAUGGCUUCUCAUGUUGGAAAUCGCCACGACUAAGUUCCUGCUCUUCAUGAGCUCCCAACUUGUUCUGGUGGCAUUCAUCUUCGGCAACACCUGCAAAACGGCUUUCGAAGCUAUCGUGUUCUUGUUUGUGAUGCACCCGUUUGACGUGGGGGACCGGUGUGAGAUCGACGGAGUGCAGAUGAUCGUGGAAGAGAUGAACAUUCUGUCCACCAUUUUCCUGAGGUUCGAUAACCAGAAGAUCAUCAUCCCGAAUAGCGUCCUCGCCACGAAAGCCAUCGGUAACUACUACCGCAGCCCGGACAUGGGCGAUGGAAUCGAGUUCUUCAUUCACGUGGCCACUCCAGCUGAGAAGAUCGCUGCCGUUAGGCAAAGGAUCAACGCAUACGUGGACAACAAGAAAGAGCAUUGGUAUCCAUCGCCGAUGAUCGUGCUCAAGGAAGCCGAGGACUUGAACAAAGUUCGGAUUGCGGUUUGGCCGUGCCACAGGAUCAACCAUCAGGACAUGGGGGAGAGGUACGUCAGGAGAUCGCUGCUGAUUGAAGAGAUGGUGAAAAUUUUCAAGGAGCUGGACAUGCAGUUCCGGUUGCUGCCCGUCGACGUCAACGUCCGGGCGGUGCCGCCGGUGUCGUCGGAGCGCGUCCCGCCGAGUUGGGCGGCUUGA
Linum trigynum is the source of this 2724-nucleotide messenger RNA. The record is from the annotation of a GenBank genome assembly. NCBI's taxonomy places the organism in Eukaryota, Viridiplantae, Streptophyta, Magnoliopsida, Malpighiales, Linaceae.